GUGAGGGAAUCUUGACUUUACUUUGGAGGUGAGAGAGAGUGAAGAAUUUGAAAUUCCCAGAGGUAAUUAGGUGACCCUCCCUGGAUAUCUGGAAAUGGGACCUUCUCAUGAGGAAUUGACCAGACAUGACAGUGAAAACAAAAACUAAUAAUAGCAGAGCAGAGUGAGUAAAUGCAAAAAGAAACGUAUCUCAUCCAAAGAAAUACCAACUUCGAAGGAUAUGGCUUCAGCCCCAGCCUCAGCGGCAUCGCCCCUCUUCCUUCUACUUUCUGUGCUUGGGUUUCUUAUGAUUGGAAUUGGGUCAUUCUUUAUUACAGGCAUUAAUGCUUCGGACCAAACCAACACCUACCCACUUCCUGAAACCCAGCAAUCUGAUAGGAUAACUCUUCUCCCAGGGCAGCCCUCAAACCCACCCAUCUCACACUUCUCAGGCUACAUAACUGUACAUCCAGGUAGGGCUCUGUUCUACUGGUUUUUUGAAGCUCAAUCUCAACCAUCCAAGAGGCCUCUCCUUCUCUGGCUUAAUGGAGGUCCUGGUUGCUCAUCAAUAGGAUAUGGUGCGGCUGUUGAAUUGGGUCCUUUUCGUGUGAAAAGAAAUGGAGUUGGACUUGAGUUCAAUAAAUAUGCUUGGAAUAAAGAAGCAAAUUUGUUAUUUGUGGAAUCUCCAGUGGGAGUUGGGUUCUCAUACACAAACACAAGUUCUGAUCUCACCAGAUUAGAUGACAGUUUUGUGGCGGAGGAUGCGUACCAUUUCAUAGUCAAUUGGCUGGACAGAUUUCCACAAUUUAAAGCUCAUGAUCUCUAUAUCUCAGGAGAGAGUUACGGAGGUCACUAUGUGCCUCAACUAGCCGAGCUCGUGUAUGACAGGAACAAGGAUCAGAAGAACUACCCAUUCAUUCACCUCAAAGGUUUCAUUGUAGGAAAUCCUGAAACAGAUGACUUCUAUGAUUCCAAAGGUUUAUUGGAGUACGCAUGGAGUCAUGCAGUUAUAUCAGAUCAAGUCUAUGAGAAAGCAAAACAAGUAUGUGAUUUCGAGCUCAUCAAUUGGACAGACCAAUGCAAUGCCGCCAUGAACAUUGUUUUCCAACCUUAUACAGAGAUUGAUAUCUACAAUAUCUACGCCCCUAUUUGCCUCCUCAACAAAACUUCAUCCUCUUCAUCUGCUAGUGACCAUGUUCUUACUUCUCACUUUAAGGUGAAGAAGGGGAAGAGAAUUCUUGGAGGCUAUGACCCUUGUUACUCUCCAUACGCAGAAGAAUAUUUCAAUAGAAUGGAUGUUCGAUUGUCUAUCCAUGCAAAUAUGGAAGGAAAUACCAGCAAGAAAUGGAGGGUCUGCAGUGAUUCCAUAUUGAAUUCGUACAACUUUACGGUUUUCUCAAUCCUACCCAUCUAUCGGAAACUAAUCAAAGCUGGUCUAAAGAUAUGGGUUUACAGGAUACCAUUUUCGGGGACCCAAUACUGCAUGGAAGCUUUGGAUUUGCCCAUCAAUGCAUCUUGGCACUCUUGGUUCCACCACAAUCAGGUUGGAGGAAGGGUUGUUGAAUACGAAGGACUAACAUUUGUGACAGUAAGAGGGGCUGGUCACUUGGUACCCCUCAAUAAACCAAGUGAAGCUUUGAAGCUCAUCAACUCUUUUUUGUCCGGUCGAAAUCUCCCAACAACACACUAGAAAGAAAUUCAACACCCUUAUUUUAUGUUCUAUUUUGGUAAGUAACGUUUUAUUUUUAAAAUAAUUCGUCCCCACAUUGGGCCUUUCAUGAUUUGUAUAUUUUCUUCUCAAUGUCAUUGGCUUGUCAUUCUAAAGGUAUCUCUAGGGUAUUAGAAGUCGGCUUGCAUUGGUAGGUUCAACUUGAACCCAUUGGUUGAAGAUUGAGAUUGGAUUGAUUGAUUAUUAAAUGUGUUGGAUUCAAGCAUCAAUCGAUUAAUAAUCAGACGUUCCCAGUGCAAA
Molecule: messenger RNA, 1948 nt
Organism: Macadamia integrifolia
Lineage: Eukaryota; Viridiplantae; Streptophyta; Magnoliopsida; Proteales; Proteaceae
Product: serine carboxypeptidase-like 26
Exons: 10
Coding region: 221-1669 (482 amino acids)
Biological process (GO): proteolysis
Cellular component (GO): vacuole
Molecular function (GO): serine-type carboxypeptidase activity
Source: RefSeq, a predicted model, not a curated record